AUGACAAGGGGAGUUCUGAGGUUUGUGACUUCUCCGAUGAACUCUGGAAAGACAACUAGUAUGCUGCUGAAGGCAAGGCAUGCCUCCUCCCUAGGAAGAAAGGUGCUCCUUGUGAAACCCCAGACCGAUACAAGAUACAAAGGAUCUGUGAUAAAAUCACGAUGUGGGACCGAGAUGGAAUGCAACCUGUAUGUUGACUCUAAGUUUAACUUCAAGAGGGAUGUUUCUUACAAGGGCGUGGACAUGGUGUUUAUAGAUGAGGCACAGUUUCUGAGCUCUAAACAAAUAGAGGAACUGAGAGAGGUUGUGGAUAUCUAUGGAGUUUCGGUGUGGUGCUAUGGGCUUCUUACAGAUUUCAAGAAGAAUCUUUUUGAAGGAUCGAGACGACUGGUUGAACUGUGUGACAAGAUGUCUGAGUUUGACAUUCUGUGUUACUUCUGUAUGGAGAGCGGGAGAUUCCACUUGAAGUACAUUGAUGGAAAGGCGGAUACUUCUGGACCCUCCAUCGAUGUCUGCGAGGAAGGAAAUGAGAAGUUUGUUUCUGUAUGCCAUGUUUGUUGGGUGGAGAAGACGACAUCUGAGGAAGCUCGGUUUUCGAAACUCUACAAUAGAAGUAUUUCCGUGGACAAACAAUGUGUUUCAUACUCUGGACCCUCUAUGAAUGAAUUUACAAACAUGGUACCCUGA
This is a messenger RNA of Encephalitozoon intestinalis ATCC 50506, 687 nucleotides long. RefSeq names its product thymidine kinase. NCBI's taxonomy places the organism in Eukaryota, Fungi, Microsporidia, Unikaryonidae. The coding region runs from base 1 to 687 and encodes 228 amino acids. The transcript has a single exon. The record is from RefSeq and is a predicted model, not a curated record. Gene Ontology annotation, cellular component: cytosol. Gene Ontology annotation, molecular function: ATP binding; thymidine kinase activity. Gene Ontology annotation, biological process: thymidine metabolic process.